AAGCGUUCGCACCAGCGAGGCAGCGGCCGGGCGGCGGCGGCGGCCGCGGGCAGGACGGAGCGGAUAGGGCGGGCCGGGAGAGGCAGCCGUCCCUCCGCGCACUGCGAGCCAGCGGGAGAGCGCGAUCCCCCUGCGGAGCCCCGACGCUGCCCUGCCCCGGAUUUCAGUGCGCGGCGGGGGGCUCGGUGAGCGGAAUUCCGGCGGCGGCCGCGACUCCGGUGCAAGGUGAGGGAGCAUGAACAGCCUUGAAUGUGCCUCUGGGCUUAUUUAGCCAUUCGCUUUUCAUUAGGAGAAAGAAGACGGCCAUCCGCUUGAGAGGUUGGAAGGAAGAUUGAUGCAGACAAAAGCAACAUGAUUCAGGGACAUCACUGAGAUCUUUGGGGACUGCACAAAAGCGUCUGGUUGGGAACGUCAUGAAGCAAGGGACAAGACCCUGCCCGAGGAAGCGUACGCGAGAAUAACGUAGAAGGAGCCCGUUGAUAAAUGCAGUACAGCUGCUGUUGGAGGCCUGGAAACUGAGUUUUGGAAGGAUUCACUAACGGAUAAACACCACUCCGUGGGUACACAGCAGAGGUGUAGUUCAAGCCUGUCUGUCCAGCCCGAGUCAAACCUUCUCCACUGUUCAUGGUUUUUUGAAAGUCUUCCGCGUCGAAUGACCAGCCUAGAAGGCUCUUGCUAGCUGGUGAUGGAAAUGUGCUGGAGCAAUGGGAGAAGCUGGUAACUUCUAGGAAGCCAAGAUGACAAGAAUUGUUUUAAAUAAUCAAAGGAAGACGGCCGGGGCGCCAUGAGGUGAGCGCGCGCCGGUGCCCAGAGCCCCGGAGAGCGGUGUGCGGGCUGCGGGAGCGGGAGCGGCCCCGCGCAUCUGGCCACGCACGUCCCCGGCAUGAGGCCGGGCAGCAUGGGUGCGCCGCCGCGGGACCGCUGACCCCCGCCCGCCGGGACCAUGAAGGAGGUGGUGUACUGGUCCCCCAAGAAGGUGGCAGACUGGCUGCUGGAGCACGCCAUGCCCGAGUACUGUGAGCCCCUGGAGCACUUCACGGGCCGGGACCUGAUCGGCCUGACCCGGGAGGACUUCGCGCGGCCGCCCCUGUGCCGCGUGUCGGCCGACAGCGGGCAGCGGCUCCUGGACAUGAUCGAGACCCUGAAGGUGGAACAGCACAUGGAGGCGCACAAGAACGGCCACGCCAACGGGCACCUGGGCGCAGGUGCGGCCGGCCCCGGCCCCGCCUCCAGCUUUGGCCUGCAGGCCAAGCCCAACGGGGUGCCCAACGGCUACAGGAAGGAGAUGAUCAAGAUCCCCAUGCCGGAGCCUGAGCGCUCCCAGUACCCCAUGGAGUGGGGCAAGACGUGCCUGGCCUUCCUGUAUGCUCUGUCCUGCUUUGUCCUCACCACAGUGAUGAUCUCGGUCGUCCACGAGCGAGUGCCUCCCAAGGAGGUGCAGCCCCCGCUGCCGGACACGUUCUUUGACCAUUUUAACCGGGUGCAGUGGGCCUUUUCUAUCUGUGAAAUUAACGGCAUGAUCCUCGUAGGACUCUGGUUAAUUCAGUGGCUGCUCUUAAAAUACAAGUCCAUCAUCAGCAGGAGGUUCUUCUGCAUAGUUGGCACGCUCUACCUUUACCGUUGUAUCACGAUGUACGUGACCACCCUCCCGGUGCCCGGCAUGCAUUUCAACUGCUCUCCGAAGCUUUUUGGAGACUGGGAAGCCCAGCUGCGGAGAAUAAUGAAGCUCAUCGCUGGCGGCGGCCUGUCCAUCACUGGCUCUCACAACAUGUGCGGGGACUAUCUGUACAGCGGUCACACGGUCAUGCUCACACUCACCUACUUAUUUAUCAAAGAGUACUCCCCUCGACGAUUCUGGUGGUACCACUGGAUCUGCUGGCUGCUCAGCGUGGUUGGGAUCUUCUGCAUCCUCUUGGCGCACGACCACUACACUGUGGACGUGGUGGUGGCCUACUACAUCACCACGAGACUCUUCUGGUGGUACCACACGAUGGCCAACCAGCAAGUGCUAAAAGAAGCUUCCCAGAUGAACCUCCUGGCUAGGGUGUGGUGGUACAGGCCGUUUCAGUACUUCGAAAAGAACGUCCAAGGAAUCGUACCUCGCUCUUACCAUUGGCCCUUCCCCUGGCCAGUCGUCCACCUCAGCAGACAAGUGAAAUACAGCCGCCUGGUGAACGACACAUAACGGCCGCUCAAGGCCCUGGAGCGUGGAGCUGUCUGAAGUGCUAAGAACUCCGUGAGAGAAGAUGCCAUAAACAAACACCUCCCUAAUCCUGUUCUCUUUCAAAAGUUACCUUGACUUAACCUAUUGAGUUACCUGGUCAGCACUGUGAUCUUUUUUUCUCUCCAAAGGACCUGCGUUGGACAACAAUAAAGAGAAUUUAACCUAUCAUGCACUGUACACAUUUUCCUGUUCAUAAGUUUGGGAUUUCCAUAACCUGCGACCACCCUGUUCCUUUGUAUAUGAUGCAACAGCAUAAAUGUAAGCUUUUAUAUCAUCAGUUCUGGUCUUUCCAGGCACAUCUGGAAAUAAAGCGUAUUAUUUUCUUGGGAAAACAUACUUUUCAUAUCUCUUGCCCCAAAGAUUGGGCUGUAAGCCAUUUUCUAGCAAAUGUCUCUAUGAAGGUUUCUGAGUACCUGAAUGGGGUUCAAUUCUGAAAUCUUUCUACCUGUUGCACCGAUAUUCAAAUAAAAAUGACAGACACAGAAAGGUUCGGUAACUUUGGGUUUUGUAAAAAUCAGCAGAGAGAGUGUGUCAAAAAGUGCAAAAAAAAAAAAGAUUCUGUUAUAAAGUGAUUUUCUAAGUAUUUCCUAACUUUAUUUUUCAAAAUAAUGUUAUGAAAACCAAAUUUAAAGAUUUUUACAUGUCGGAGAGAAGAGAGUUAAAAUUUAAAAAUGCUUCUUGGGAGAGAAAUUUGUCUAUGUUUCUAGUGCCUUUCUUGUCUUGAUUGUAUGGUCAGUAGGCAAUCUUAAAUGUUUUUAUUUAAAAUAAAAUAUUCCAUGGAAAUAUAAAUGUAUGUAUACACUACUAAAUUUUGCAUUUAUAGCUAAAUUAAAUCAGAAGACUGCUUAUGGUUUUUAAAUCGCUAUGAAUUAAAGAAAGGGGGAGUUAAUCAGAAAGUCAGAACCUGUUCCCAUAUUGUGAGCAGGUAGCAAUGACAUGUACCACUUAAAUUAUUUUAUCACCUAUUUGGUAGUUCGAUUUUAACUAUACAGUGAAAACAGCCAUGAAUACUUUGUUUUUAAAAAGAGAGUUUUGAAAAAUGAUCACUUAACUAAAAAACGUGAAAGCUCUAAAUUAGUUAUCCAUACUCUCACGACAAUUUUGUUGGUGAACAACAAAACAGAGAUCUAUUUCUUUAAAAUAUAUUUGUGCAGAAACUGCAUGUAACUCUAAGUUUUACUCCUAACAUGAGUAUGUUUGGGGAAGUAUUCUCUUCUAUACUUGCCAAUGUGGAGAACAAAAUAGUUUUUUAAGAAUGAAGAAGUAUAUAUAUCCAUUCUGUAUUUUAUGCAGCAGAAUUAUCUUCCAUAGGGUUUUUUUGUGUAUUCACAAGGUGAUAUUUGUAUUGUAAAACAAUAAUGGUGAAGGAAAUAAAAAGGCUUUUAAAAUUUUGUUUGUUUUAAAUAUUUGUAAAGUUACUAUUCCAGAGAGUAUACUGAUAUCUUAACAGCUUACCUAGAUCAUAAAUUAAUCAAAAUGCACUUUUUAAUAAAACCUGAUA
Messenger RNA from Neomonachus schauinslandi (Hawaiian monk seal), 3725 nucleotides. It is a transcript of the gene SGMS1, whose product is annotated as sphingomyelin synthase 1. Gene Ontology annotation, molecular function: ceramide cholinephosphotransferase activity; sphingomyelin synthase activity. Gene Ontology annotation, biological process: ceramide biosynthetic process; sphingomyelin biosynthetic process. Gene Ontology annotation, cellular component: Golgi membrane; endoplasmic reticulum membrane. The record is from RefSeq and is a predicted model, not a curated record. The transcript has 11 exons. The coding region runs from base 944 to 2185 and encodes 413 amino acids. Lineage: Eukaryota; Metazoa; Chordata; Mammalia; Carnivora; Phocidae.